CAGAAUGACAGUAUGCAGAAGUGAACAGAGCUUGUUCAUUGUACGGUGUUAUUCUGUUAUUCUGUGCUCCAAAGCAGCUUCAUAGCUGGAUCGGGAGCUAACUACAAUAACUGCUGUACUAUGGAAUACAGAGGUGUGAAUUCAGAUAGCUAAUUGUUGCUUUGAGGAAUCUGUCAUGCUUUCACAUAAAGAGAGAUUUUAAAAGCCAGGUUUCUAACUGUAAAGAUGCAAAACCGUAAUAUCCAUGAAGAUCCUAUUACCUAGGAAGAAUCUGACAUUUUGCUGUGAAUGGUGUGUUGGGAUUUAUUUAUUCUUGGAGUGUUCUGCAUGGCUGGCAAAGAAUAAUGUUCCAAAAUCAGUCCAUCUCCCAAGGGGUCCAAUUUUUCUUCCUGGGUGUCAGCAAGCCCUGACUCACAACAGUGCAGCUGACAGGGACUGUCAUGCUUGUGGCACCCUAACCAAAAACAAAAGACCUAAGGACGACCUUUGAACAACACAAAGGAUGGGUUUCAAUGUAAUUAGGCUACUGAGCGGAUCAGCUGUAGCCCUGGUACUAGCCCCUACCGUAUUACUGACAAUGCUUUCUUCUGCUGAACGAGGAUGCCCUAAGAGCUGUAGGUGUGAAGGAAAAAUGGUAUAUUGUGAAUCUCAGAAAUUACAGGAGAUACCCUUGACUAUAUCUGCUGGUUGUUUAGGUUUGUCCCUUCGCUAUAACAGCCUCCAAAAACUAAAACAUAAUCAGUUUAAAGGUCUAAAUCAGCUCACCUGGCUGUAUCUAGACCAUAACCACAUCAGCAAUAUUGACGAAAAUGCUUUCAAUGGAAUACGCAGACUAAAAGAGUUGAUCCUGAGUUCCAACAGAAUCGCCUUUUUUCUUAAUAAUACCUUCAGACCUGUGACAAAUCUCCGUAACUUGGAUCUGUCAUACAAUCAGCUGCAGUCUCUGGGAUCUGAACAGUUCAGGGGCUUAAGGAAGCUGCUGAGUUUACAUUUGCGAUCCAAUUCCCUAAGAACCAUCCCUGUUCGAAUAUUCCAAGAUUGUAGGAAUCUUGAACUUCUGGACCUGGGUUACAAUCGCAUCCGAAGUUUAGCAAGGAAUGUCUUUGCAGGCAUGAUCAGGCUGAAGGAGCUUCACCUGGAGCACAAUCAGUUUUCUAAGCUCAACCUGGCACUUUUUCCAAGACUAGUCAGCCUUCAAAACCUUUAUUUACAGUGGAAUAAAAUCAGUGUGAUAGGACAAACUAUGUCCUGGACCUGGAGCUCAUUACAAAGGCUUGAUUUAUCUGGUAAUGAAAUAGAAGCUUUCAGUGGACCUAGUGUUUUUCAGUGUGUGCCCAAUUUACAGCGCCUCAACCUGGAUUCAAACAAGCUCACAUUUAUUGGUCAAGAAAUUUUGGAUUCUUGGAUAUCCCUCAAUGAUAUCAGCCUUGCUGGGAAUAUAUGGGAAUGCAGCAGAAACAUUUGCUCUCUGGUAAACUGGCUAAAAAGUUUUAAAGGGCUGAGGGAAAAUACAAUUAUCUGUGCCAGCCCCAAAGAGCUGCAAGGGGUGAAUGUUAUUGAUGCAGUGAAAAACUACAGCAUCUGUGGCAAAAGUACUACAGAGAGGUUUGAAUUAGCAAGAGCUCCCCCAAAGCCAACAUUUAAACCAAAACUCACCAGGCCUAAACAUGACAGCAAGCCUCCUCUGCCCCCAACUAUCGGAACCACCGAAUCCAGCUCAGAACUCGAGCAUGACACAGAACACAUCUCCUUUCAUAAAAUAAUAGCAGGGAGUGUGGCCCUUUUUUUGUCUGUGCUUGUGAUCCUGCUGGUAAUCUAUGUGUCAUGGAAGCGUUACCCAGCCAGUAUGAAGCAGCUGCAGCAACACUCUCUCAUGCGAAGGCACAGGAAAAAAAAACGACAGUCACUGAAGCAAAUGACUCCAACCACACAGGAAUUUUAUGUAGAUUAUAAACCUACCAACACUGAAACCAGUGAGAUGUUGCUGAAUGGAACAGGACCCUGCACGUAUAACAAAUCAGGCUCCAGGGAAUGUGAGAUACCUUUAUCUAUGAAUGUGUCAACAUUUCUCGCCUAUGACCAACCCACAAUAAGUUACUGUGGUGUACAUCAUGAACUCCUUGCUCAUAAGCCCUAUGAAUGUAAUGCACAGGAAGAAACAAUGGAAACACACCUAGAGACUGAUCUGGAUCUCAGCACAAUAACAACAGCCGCAAGAAUCAGUGAACACAGUCAGCAGCUAGCUUAACUGACUUCAUUUGUAACAGAGGGCUGCAACCAACCUAUGUAGCUUGAAGGACAAAACAAGGAAGAUGUUCUAAAAUGGUUUCUGAAACCCCUGUUUAAUUAAAAGAGAACCAAGAGUUAUACAUGAAGACAUGAAUUGUUUCAAGUCUACAAUUUGUAAUUAGCUAAGUUGUGCAGUAUUUUUGACAUAAAGCAGAGUAUGACCCUUAAAGCAAAUCUUUUUUCAAAACUCAUCCUACCUACCUGUAAAAACUGUACAGAUCUAAUGUAUUUUUCAUACUGUAAAGUUUCAAUUACUGAGAACAGCUGGUAUGUACAGUACCAGAACUGAAUUACAUCUCACUUUACAAAUUUCAGUUUCUAAAGUUUUAAAUUAACAAAAAUUAUUUCUUGUGUUAUUCAGCUACUCAGUUUUGUAGGGACAGUUUUGUUACUGCUUUUGUGCCCAGAAAACUUUACUCUAAAAUUCUGUGCUGUGCAGAACAUGCACAAUUUUUACCAUGCUUACUGUGUAGAAUUUUAUCUACUUGUACCAGAAAUAAUACAUUCACUAAAAGAAGGGUUUAAUUGUUCAAACUUGUAAGAAGUUCUUCAAUUACAUAGACAAGUUUUUCUUAUAAACAAAAACAAAAAUCACAGAAUUUUUAACAGUUCUUCUCAGACUUAACUGUUGCCUUGAAUUAACAGCCUGUGAAAGUUAAUUCUAAAGCAGUGAAAUGUAACGAUAAAGAGGGAUAUUUUAACAA
This is a messenger RNA of Chelonia mydas (Green sea turtle), 2993 nucleotides long. RefSeq names its product leucine rich repeat transmembrane neuronal 3 (gene LRRTM3). Gene Ontology annotation, molecular function: protein binding. The record is from RefSeq and is a predicted model, not a curated record. NCBI's taxonomy places the organism in Eukaryota, Metazoa, Chordata, Testudines, Cheloniidae. Gene Ontology annotation, cellular component: plasma membrane.